CUCACAAACAACGACACAAGUCUACUGGAAAGGGUAACAGACAGCUGCAGUAUGUUCAACAUGAUUGGCUGCCCCCUGCUGUUGACCUGCAUGUGUGUGGAGCGAUACCUGGCGGUGGUGAAACCGGUGCUGUACAUGAGAGUGAGGAAGUGGGAGUACCGGAUGGCUGUGAGUCUUGUGGUGUGGGGAGUCACCUUGCUCUUCAUUCUGGGCACAAGUGUACUGAAUAAUGUUGGCAUCGUCUUGACAUCUGUCCCCAUCAUCAUCGCCUGCCUCUUCAUCGUAAUGCUCGCCUGCCUAGGGAGAAUGAUCUGGUCGUUGAUGCAGAAGAGCCCCGCCCACACCACACAUGCAAACCGAGGCCCUGAGUCAGCACUGAAGAGACAGGCCGUGUAUAAUGUACUGGUUGUGGUUGUGCCUGCAGUCAUUUCUUACCUCCCAAUCCUGGUUCUAGUUCCCUUUGAAAUAUACUUUUCCUCCAGUUUAAUUCCAUCUUUGAGCAUCUGGUCAGCCAUGAUGGAGCAGUGA
Molecule: messenger RNA, 528 nt
Organism: Solea solea (common sole)
Lineage: Eukaryota; Metazoa; Chordata; Actinopteri; Pleuronectiformes; Soleidae
Product: P2Y purinoceptor 1-like
Exons: 3
Coding region: 52-528 (158 amino acids)
Biological process (GO): positive regulation of Rho protein signal transduction; phospholipase C-activating G protein-coupled receptor signaling pathway
Cellular component (GO): membrane
Molecular function (GO): G protein-coupled receptor activity
Source: RefSeq, a predicted model, not a curated record